GCAGCAACGGUGCUUCCUAACAUAACCGACAUCGCCACGGAAUCUCUUUAUCUCAAUAUUAACCGUUCCUUCCCUUUAAACAUUCAAAUCGGGAUCACUAUAUUUGCAGUAUUGACUAUUGUCCUUGCGCUGAUCGGAAACACUGUGGUGAUUUACAUCGUGUGUACGGUAAACCACAUGAGCAGCUCAACCAACACGCUCGUCGCCAACAUGGCCGUUGCUGAUCUGUUGAUGACUAUAGACAUACCGUACAUACUUAAAUUUUUCUACGUGGAUCAUAAAUGGUUUGGAACCUUCAUGGGCACUGUGUUAUGCAAGUUUUUUCACUCUGCUCAAGUGGGAUCUCUAAUAGCCUCCGUGUUUAGUUUAGUGGCAAUUUCUCUGGAUCGAAGUUUUGCUAUUUUGUUUCCAGUGAAGACGGUUAUGACUAAGAACGUUGUACGUUUCGUGAUCGCUAUGGUCUGGUUGGGAGCGUUGGCUUUCUCCCUUCCAGUCAUGGUGGCAUCUAAAACUGUACAACUUAAAGGCAUAGAUUUUUUGAGUUGCGAAGAGUUCUGGGCGCCCAUGUCAGCAUCCACUUACAGCCUAGUUCUUCUUAUAGGUGGGUACAUCAUUCCACUGAUAAUCAUCGCCGUUGUCUACAGUCUAGCAGGGAUACGUCUCUGGAUCAGACGACUUCCUGGCCAUAAAAAUAUGAUCUCAAACAGAAGAGCACAGUCGUCCAGCAGGCGUGCGAUUACCAUGUUCAUAACUGUAGUUAUUGUCUUCGCUCUGUCUUGGCUGCCUUUUCAAGCUUUAGAGAUCCUUCGUGGAUACAAUAAACCUCUGUUUUACUCGCUUCCUAUUGGAUUACGAUACAUCACACCUUGGUUUGGUUACGCUAACAGUGCUAUUAACCCAAUUCUCUAUGUGAUAUUCUCAGAGUAUUAUCGUCAGGAGUUUUACCACAUUCUUUGCAGAGGUCCGAGUAAAAGGGACCGCACAAGAAAAGCAGUUAUUGAAGGUGUACGUGGGGCACACACGGAACAACUUAAGCGCCGUGGACUUCACUUUAAAUCGAAACAUUCGAGCCGUUGUUUUCCUGCUGAUAUACCUCAGGACCUCUACUUCCACGGAAGUGACUUGCCUGGCAAUACUUUGAAGGCCCUUGAACGCCCCUUGGCUGUGGAUAAGCCAUUGACCAGAGCGUCUGCUGAAGACGCAUUGCCGGCUUUCGGAAUGAUUCCAGUGAGCCAUGAGUCUCGUGGAAAAUCUCUGGCUGCUAAUACACCAAUGACCUGUGAGUCUUCGAAAGAGUCGUUGGUUGUCAAUUUACCGGGGACCGUUCUUAAGCCUGAUGAAAGCGUGUUAAAAGCCAACAUAUCGCCACUUUGUGAUAGCCAUGAAAGGGUAUUGACUGUGGAAGUGACGCCUUCUACUACUGAAUCUUGUCAACACUGUACAGUUACCAUUAUGCCAGUCGAUGAGAUCAGAGUAAAUAUGGAGAACACUAAACUUUAAUCAACUUGCCGACAGCCUGGAUGAUAUUUUAAAAAGCAGAGUCGUCCAGGGGGAGGACGAUUCCUAUGUCGAUAACUGUGGUUAAUUUCUUAGUUUCUUUUUCAAGUUUAAAUAUGCUUCAUAAAUACAAUGAGCCACUGUUUUCCUUGCUGCCCAGUGAAGCACUCUAUGUAUACUAAACGAUGUUUUUGUUACGCUUACAGUGACAUUAUAUCUCAAUUCUUUAUGUAACAUUCUCAGAUAUAAUUAUUAUCAGAACAUUAAUCAUAUUCUUGGUAUGUGAAGUCCAAACAAUCAUAAACCGAAGCACCACAAGAUCAGGUGAUCAGAAGCAAUCCCCCACCAAAAAUGGUGACGACAAGAAGCGAAAUGACAAUCGCCUAAUACAUGUCCUUAUCUCAAUUGUUUUAAGUCAACUCUCGCUAGGCGACUCCGUCAAGCACCGUGGUUGCAAAAGAGGCACUCAACAGAGGUUUUACAUGUACAUUCUACCUAUUGUCUCUUUCGCGCAAUAGACCGCAACAGACAACCUCGGCUGUAGUUCUCUUGGAUGCAAGUAAGGCACUCUACCUCUUUAGUGUCAGUCAUGGGUGUGUGUAGUCCUGAUUAGGACUGUUGUUGACAGUGACUGACGUUUAGUCAAUCUGUGCGGCAGUCAUCUUCAGAGUCAAAGGACCUACAAACCGUUUACUAAAAAGUUACUUGACAGUGUCUUGUCAUCCUCUGUCAUCGUAUUGUUCAAGAGCCACUUGGUGAUGCCAACGUCUUGCGAUGUUCCCUGGAUAAUGUCCUGGGGUCGUUGCUUUUCACAAUUUAUACCUUGUAUUCCAUAGUGCUGCUCUACGGGAUGAUAUGUUGAGCACUUGGUGACUUUAAACUGUUUGUGUCUAUCGUGUAGGUUUCCCUCUUCGAACAAUCUGAAUUAAACUCACUACAGCUACAGCUAAAUGAAUUAUUGCGUCGCGCAAAAUACACAAAUGAUACACAAGACGAACGGACACUUUGUUGUUUUACACGUCUUUGCACUUAAUAGCUCUAAUAGCUCAAUCCAUCGAUUUGAUUCCAACCAAAGUCUGAGCAAAUUUUAAGUUACAUAAGGUUACACUGUAACUCAUCGCGAUUUCAUGUUUCUUUUUCUUUCUUUUUUUACCCAAGGAAUUUGGUGAGCACUGAGCAACAUAUCACAGUGGUGCCUUAUUCUUGGCUAUAUUCUGUAGUCUCGUUUUAAUUUAGUUACCGCGGGGACUGCGGAACACCAGAGCAUAGGGAUGUUUUCGUGUUGAUUACUGAUAAUUCAUACGCUUCUUUUUAAAAUGACGUCAUCAGGGACAUAAUAAAUGUGUUGAAGAAAUACUUUAUUGCGUACUUUUUCGUGCUAGUUGAUUUCCUGUUUGUCAUCAAAAUAAAACAAAAUGAUAAAAGUCAGAAAAAAGUUUCAAAUUAGUCUCACUGACGUCAAUUGUACGUGUGCUAUUUAUGCGGUUCGAACUGCCUCUAACCCCCACCCCUCUACAAUAUUACUAAUGGCCCCUAUGAUCAACAUGUGGUGGAAGUAUAACGGGCAGUUGCUCGCAGUACGUUGGUUGGUUGACUGUUUCAAAUACGUUUAUCAGGUGGUCGGUGAGAUGAUUUAGUUGUUGCCAUAAUGCUGGCUACAUAAUAGCUUAAAUUUUUUUGAUUGACAAGAAAAUUUUAUUAGAUAAGCCCUUGACAUUAAGAAGUAUUACAAAAUACGACAAUAUUUAAGCAAUAGAAAACGUUUUCCGUGUUUGCAUAGCAAGAUAUACACACGAGAGGUGUUGGGAGAAUUCGAGACAGUUAUGCAAACCCGAAACGAAGUCGAGGGUUUGCAUAACCGUCGAGAAUUCUCCUAACGCCUCAAGUGUUUAUAUCAGGCUAUGCAAACACAGGAAAAAGUUUCCUAUUGCUAUUAUAACAUAACUUUUCCCGAGAAAAAAACGCAAAACUCUUUGUACGGCACUGAUUAAAAGAGAAAUUCUUACCAGUCGCAAAAUCUUGUCCGCGAAGUCUUGCACGCGUAAUCAGUUCUUGUUUUGCAAAAAGAUGCUUUGCAAAAUACGGAUUUUUCUCGCUUAAAAUGUCAGCUUAAGCGAAGAAAAAUUGACCCACCUUCUUUGUAACGAUUUUCCAUGUUUCAACCGACGAAGGAAUGGGUAAAUAAAGUAAACUUGUCGAAUUUUGAACUCGAAAACUUUUUCAAAUUCGUGCUUGCGUGAAUAGCGCGCGAAAAGCCAAACAACUUGACAACACUCCUCUCGGCCAAUCAGAGCGCACUUACUAUCUUAGUUAUUUUAUAAGUUAUUACAAUUCACGACAGCAGUAUGCUUAUUACAAAUUACGACAACGUUUAUUACAAUUAACGAUCGCUUGCUUAUUUCAAUUCUCGACAACUGUUAUCACAAUUUACGAUUUUUAUUAAAAAUUACAACAUAUCACAAAUUACGACAGAACGCCUUUUCAGUUAAAAUUACAGACGCAAGUAAGCGUUCUAUAAAGAAUUUGAUAGUGGCUAUUUCCUGGAGGGUAUUAAAAUUUUCGUGGUUUUCGAAAUGUGCCAACAAAACGCGAAGUCAAGGUUUCCUUAGCAUGCCUUCCAGUAUCGAGAGGAAUGUAAAAAUAUGAUAUAAAACAAGGCUAGGGGCGGAAUAGACACCAAGAACACCUGAUAUUGACGAUAACAUGAAAGACAGAUUCUGAGAAUAACAGAAAAAUGAACAUAACGGACCGCCGAGGUAACUCUUUGUCCCUUCUGAACCUUUGCUUGAUGUUUUUCUCAAGCGGCUUUGCCAGUCGCUUUAUUUACAAGGCAGAAGGGCUUUUCAUAGUUGAAAUUUUACACUUGUUUUAAGAUUUCCUGAAAACCCCGUUCAAAAUUUCUUAAUAUAUUUAACUUAACUAGAAGUACGUAUCUCGCAAACCCUCGUGAAAGUCGGUGCGGCACAUAAGUUACACUUAGAAACUGGUUGGGCGACCAGCCGGGAAUCAUCAUGUUGGCCGCCGAAUGGAAAUAAAAAGGCAAGUUACCAUGCAACCACUCUAGAGUUCAAUGGCCGAUCGCUUUACGUACCGAGUUGAAACCAGUCUUUGAUUCAUCGGUUGGAAAAGAACCAAUUCAAUGCGGGGUUGCCUCAGUGUAACAUGAAAUUAAAGGUGGAUUUCAGGACAAAGCAAGGCCCAAAAAACGAAGUAACGAGCUUGAAUUAUUUAGGCGACUUAACACGUUAAGCUCUAAACCUGCUAAACAAAUCGACCAUGAUGAAAUCAUCGAUAUCCUUCGGCUUUGCCAAAAUUCUGAUCUAACACCUGCAUUUGCUAAAAUCGACAAAACGAAACACAAAAAGUGGAGGGGAUCCUCCGAUCAGUUUGCCAGAAAUGUCAUCGGUAAAAACUUCGUAACAAAUCCGUUAAGCUCUAAACCUGCUAAACAAAUCGACCAUGAUGAAAUCAUCGAUUUCCUUCGGCUUUGCCAAAAUUCUGAUCUAACACCUGCAUUUGCUAAAAUCGACAAAACGAAACACAAAAAGUGGAGGGGAUCCUUCGAUCAGUUUGCCAGAAAUGUCAUCGGUAAAAACUUCGUAACAAAUCCAAGGAGAACUUCACUUACACGAAUCAACGAAAUCUACAGUGAAAUUCGUCAGAACAUCUCCUCUUUCCAUUAUCUAUGUGUUGGUAAAGAUGGCGUUGCUACGUAAAAAGACCUGUCAGAAAAUAGCAGAGGAAAACUCACAAAAAAUUGCACAGUUGCUGUGCAGGGAUAGCGUUGUGGAUGAACACAUACAGAACCUUCCAUCGUAUUAUCAUCGAGAUUAAACACUUCGAAAUCAAUGAAAAUAAUUCUCGUGUUUCAUAUGAUGUCUCGGUGCUUUUCACAAAUGCACCGUUAAAGUGGAUUUCCACUGUCACGUAAUUUGUUUACGUGAGGAUUAAGGAAAUAAAGAGGUUAAGUUUCACGUUUACGUCAAACGGGAGACGCAAAUUUGUACCACGUGACCAAGUUUCUUUUUAUUUACUUGUCUUUUAAGCCUGGUUUCCAUAUGAUCGCUACGAUUGCUGAGAAAAAAAAGUUCAGCGAUCGCAGCGAUCAUAUGGAAACCGGGCUUUACUUUUCAUUAUUACUCAGCUGCCCCUUUCCGAGCAAGCCCGUUUAUAAAUUUGGUUUUCGGUCGUCUGUGCAGAAAAACGGUCUCCCCACAACAGGUUUCAUACGAUUUUCCCUUCCACGGACCCUUGCAAGAAUAUUUUUUGUACCUCGUCUCCUUCCCCCACCUCCCUCCCAGAAACCUAGAAGGCGUUGCGAAUCAAGAAGGCUAAUAAUUUGCGUUUUUCGAAGUGACUCAAUCAUAAGAGCCAUUUUAUAAGUUCAUUGUUCGAGAUUAAGUCAAUUGAUGAUGUUGGCGCUGGGAAACUAAGAGAAAUGCUCAUGUUGCAUACAAGCCCACACCCACACGUCGUUCACGGUAGGUUCACACUAAAAGAUGACUGUGAGCGUCAGUUUUGGAACGUCGCCGGGGCCCUUUUGUGGACUCAAAGAGAGAAUUAAUUAUCGAUCGAUGUAGUACAUGAGCAAUUAAUAAGUACAAUUUAUGAGCAAAGUAUUUUACCAGUUGAUGAAACUAUGGCUGAAGACUUGAUUGUAAGCUGUUCUACUGAAGCGAACAACUCAGUUGCCGAUGAAUGUCAGAUGAAUCCUGAUGUUAAGAAAAGGGCGUUCAGGAGCGAGAGACGUGACAGACUUUGCCAUGUUACAAGACUGGCUUUUUAUCUUAAUAUUUCCUUCUAUUUAAUGCAGUACACGCCACAUCCGUUUGCACACCACUACCAACACGCACGCAACAACUCCCAACAUUGUUGGCGUUGUUGCGUCCGUUUCCACGCAGCCUAAUAUGCACCAGCCCGCGAGCGAGUUCUCCUCUUCGACUUACAAGUGAAGCAAGCCGCUAGACAACGCGCGAGCGAGCUGCCCCAUUCCUUGCUCUGCCGUCUCCUUUCGAGUGCCUUGUCACUUCUCAUCCCCCGUAUGGGGAGUUUGCUCGCAGGGUUUGUGUGCACUUGGUGCCUGCCACGAAAGUGCCAUUAGCUUUGUCUAUUUCAAUUUGGUCAGAUGACUUUUGGUAAGAAAAUCAUUCCAACCAGAGGUAACCCAAGCUCGAAACAUGACCCUGUAAAAGGUUUUAGAGAAAAAAAAGGUUUUAAACCGUUAAAUGGGCUCGGGAACCACACAGGAAAGAAGAAAUACACCCGUUCGUUGGAUACAGAUACAAUAAUUUUUUCUUCCAAACAAAUCUAUAUGGUUCGAAUGUUAUGCAACAGCGCCGAUGGUCAUAUGCGAGCUUUAGUGACCUGCGCUCCAACCAGUCACUUCCCCCGACAACACUAACAACUUAAACGUGCUGUGUUUGCAUCCCAUUCUGUCAAAAUUACUUCUUUCAUUGCGGCCAACUUUCUUGUAAUUCACUUGCUACUCAGGUUACCGUUAUUACCAAGGUGUCGUGAAACUGAAUUAAACAGUCGGUGAUGUAAUACAAUUAUGAAAAAUAUAUCAUUAGAAAAACAGCAUAUGCCAAAAAAUUACGACAUUAAAGGACAGCUUUGACGCAAUUUUUUUUUAAAAAAAGAAGAAAAGAAAGAAAGAAGCGAUGCAAACUCAGUUUCAAAAAAAUUAUAUCAUAUUGCUAUGCAACAUUUGUCCUAGACUUUCUUAGGCCACGGAUAGAGUUACUCUUGGUUGAUUUUUUACAGUUUUCAAUUUUUUUCCCCUGUCAUUUUGCACGGUAAUUCGUGAUAAUAGGUGUGAAACAAAGAAAACAAUUUAACCAAGCAUAAAAGAGAACGACAAGUUUAAAAGCAGAAAACACACUAAUUCCUCCUUAUGGCCACGUGUAUGUGUUAAAAUACUGGUUCCCGAAAGUUUGUUUGAAUGCGACACAAGUCCAACCCCGUUGAAAUUUCAGCUCUCGUGAUAUUUCAGCUGAAAACAUACUAUAAUCCUGAAUUCUGUUGGUGUUUAUUGAAGGGUUGCGUAAUGUGUUUUCAGCUUGAUGUAGCUAUACAACAUGGGAACUGUUUAGAUUAUUAGAUCACCUUGAAAGUCAUAAAUCUUAAUCUCAGUGUAACUUCCAAGAACAGUGUAACAACUGAGACUAUUGACAUAGCGGCUAAUUUAUACUUCAAAAUAGUUACAAAUGUCAGGCACAAAAGUUUUCCGGUGUCAGCAUUGUUUUUAUUUGAAUACGUUCAUUAUACAGGGAAAAAUCAUUGACACUCGAGGGCGUUUCACGAUAACUGCUAGAUAACCUCAGUCAAGUAUCAAAGGCUCCGAAUAAUCUUAAGCUUAAGCCGUUACAGGGUAAAACAAAACGAAAGAAAAUGAACUUUACCGAUAUUCAAGGUAAGUAAACCCUGUCAUUUCUGAUCAUUAAUUUUUUUUCUUGUUUUCGUACGAUUGUAUACACUUGAAUUUCAAGAAAGAGUGUAGAAUCGCUUUAAUUCUGAAGCGUAACGAUCAGUUUAACUAGUCAACCAGGCGCAAGAUUCGCCCAAGAAAUCCCAGUUAACUGAAUCGGCCUGAAAGCUAAUUAUUCUCCCUUCUCAUUGUAAUAAACGGAUGAGGCUAGCAAUGAAAAAGAAGGUAAAACAUUUUUGUUUACAAAGUGCCAGAGUAGAUUUUUUUUUCCUGAAAUUAAUGGGUUAGGCCAGGAAUGAUAAAGAAGGUAAAACAUUUUCUCAAGAAAUUGUAAGAGCCGGUGCAAAAAUAGUCAUCAGAAAGACAUGAUGUCAAAACCUUUACAAGAAAAACCUAUAAAAUGACCGGGCUUUUACUUUUAGAACUUCGGCUUCUAAAUAUUGGCGUUGUCUAGAAUCUCAGUUGACUCUGGAAAUCUUCCAAAUCCAUUAAAUCGGUAAACAGCUGCCAUUCAAUUUCAGCAAAGAAAUCGGAUUCAUCUGUACACAGUGACUAACAAUGAGGGAUGUAAAUCUGUUCCACCAAAUGAGUUCCAACGGGAGCACAUGAGAUGCCAGGGUAAUUAAUUUAGAACGCCCUCUUGUUCGGCUUCCAUAAAUAUCGGCAGUAUUCCGAUAUUUCAUUUGACUCCGGGACGUUUCCGAAUGCAGAAUUUGAUCCAAAAAGCCAGACAUACUUCGGCACCAAAAAUGUUAAUUUUCGUACCGUAACAGUUCGUAAAUCGGCUACCUUAUAGCGAUAGAGAACGUUAACUACUGUGCAGCGUUUAAUCUUUUUCAGACUGAGAGUUUUUAAAUCAUUCUAGCAACAACUUUAUGAGCACGAAAUAGCUGCCAUGAAAGAGUGCACUUUUUUCCCCAAAAAACUGCCACUGGCUUUCUAUCCAUGAAAAUUCACCAAAUUAUAAUUUGUUUUUCUCCUCGCAGAAUUUGCCGCAGUUCCUAACAAGACCAGCAACUCUACCAAUGCGCCUGCAGGGCCAUUUGUCUUUCCGUCAAAUAUACAGAUAGGAGUGACAGUCUUUGCAGUUUCUAUCUUCAUCCUCGCGCUCAUCGGUAACAGUUUGGUGGUCUACAUCGUAUGCACAGUAAAGCACAUGCGCAGUUCAACCAACAUGCUAAUUGCCAACAUGGCCUUUGCUGACCUCUUGAUGACCAUAGAUAUACCGUAUAUAACUAAAUAUGUAUUCGUGUUUAACCAAUGGUUUGGCACGUUUAUGGGCACUGUAUUAUGCAAAUUCUUUCACUCUACUCAAGUUGGAUCCUUGGCCGCGUCAGUGUUCAGUUUAGUGGCAAUUUCCCUGGAUCGGAGUUUUGCCAUCUUGUUUCCAAUGAAGACGAUCAUGACUCAAAAUGUUCUGCGUUUCACGAUGACGGUGGUGUGGUUGUGCGCUCUGGCAUUAACAGUUCCACUUGCGCUGGCAAGUACGGUACGGUAUGUUGAAGGAAGGGAUAAAUUUAUCUGUACUGAAGCCUGGGGAGUCAUGUCAUACCAAGCCUACAUCAUAGUGGUGUUGGUGACAGGUUACGCCAUUCCUCUGCUGAUCAUCGCUUUUUUCUACAGCCUGGCUGGAUUACGCCUCUGCAGCAGAAAAUUACCAGGUCAUUCCAAUUUAGCUGCUGCAAAAAGAGUCCGCUCCUCUAGCCGGAGUGCAACUGCCAUGUUAAUCACGGUGGUUGUUGUGUUUUCCCUGUCUUGGAUGCCAUUUCAUAUGCUGGAGAUGAUAAGAAUAUAUAAUGAAUCCCUACUGAAGAAAAUUCCCUUUGAAGUAAAAUUUGUUUUCCCGUGGUUUGGUUAUGCAAACAGUGCAAUUAACCCGAUAAUCUACGUAAUAUUCUCAGAAAAGUAUCGCCAGGAGUUUUAUCGCAUUCUGUGUAGAGGACCAAGUAGGAGGGACCGCUACAGGAACGCAGUCAUUGGAGUUGCACUUCCACAUACGGGGCCUCCAAAGUCCAGGGCCGGUAAAGUACAAAUCAACACGCCUCAAAAUGAAAGCUGCGAAUCAGCUGAGUUGUCCCUUAACUCGUCCGUCCCAACUGUGCCGUCAACUCUGGAGUCAAGUAAACUUUCGUUGGCUUCCAAUUCAAUAACGACUCUUGAUUCUGAUGGAGGAUCAUUAGCGGUUAAUACACCGCAUGCACUUGAUCCUACUGAAAGUCGCGUGUCCUGUGAAAGCUUGUUUGCUGUCGAUAAUCCACUAGCUCACCAGUCGUCUGAAAGAUCAUCGGUUGCCAAGAUAUCUAUACCCUUCGAAUCUUCUGCAAAUUCAUUGUCUGUUGAUAUCGCGUCCCGUGAAGCUUUAGCAAUGUCUUUGGUCGUCACUCUACCUUUAACCAAAGACGUGUCUCGCCCGAGCGAAUUAGCUACCAAUGUACCGCCACCUUGCUUGUGCUAUCAAAGCUUAUCGUCUGCAAAGUCGUGUGGACGCUGUAAAGCUACCAACGCUUCCAUCGAAGAU
This is a messenger RNA of Porites lobata, 10442 nucleotides long. NCBI's taxonomy places the organism in Eukaryota, Metazoa, Cnidaria, Anthozoa, Scleractinia, Poritidae. The record is from the annotation of a GenBank genome assembly.